AUGAGUUCUUUCGCGAAAAGGAAAGCGCGCGUCAUCAAGGUUGACGAUGAUGACGACGUUACCCUCGGCGGCAGCAGCUCAACCACGACUGAUCAGCAGCUCGUAAGCGAAGAGGCCCCCGCGCCCAAAUUCACGCGAAAACCAUUAAGACAGUCCGGCUUGCGCAAGAGCAUCAACGUGAAUCAAAUUGACGAUCCCGACGGCGCAUCCACGACGCUGGGGAAGGCAGCCACCGCACACAAUGACGAUGAAGACGACGGACCGGUCGUGAUUCGCCCCGCCAUCGGCCGCGCCGGCUCGACCAAACAGAAGAAGCGCGCGUCAACCUCUCGAUUGUCCUUCGGUCCCGGUCAAGAUACUGGCGGCGCCGCUUUCAGCACGCCGAAGAAGUCGUCUCUCGGCCAGCAGGCGGCCGAGAACAGCGCCAUCAAGAAGCCAGGCUUCACACACCGUCUUCCCAUGCGCCGCUUCAACGACGAUGAAGAAGACCGGCCACGCUACAGCAAGGAGUUUCUCGACGAGCUGCAGAGCUCGACACCCAACACACCACAGCCCAUUUCCUCAUUGCGCGGCACGAGUGACGACGAGAUGGAAUUGGACCCCUCGGAACUGGAAGGCGCGCUUAUCGUCAACGAGGGCACGUACACCGAAGCCGCAGUGCCCCAGCAGACAAGCAUACUCAGCAACACGGAGAUUCAGGAGCGGAAGCAGCGGCGCGCGCGACUGGCGAGAGAAGAAGACUUCAUCUCGCUGGACGAUGAGGGCGACGACCGGACGGAUGGCAAACCAUCAGAAAACACGCGUCUUGUGCCCGAAGACGAAGACCUUGGCGAAGGCUUUGACGACUUUGUCGAAGAUGGCGGUUUGUCGCUGGGCAAGAAGGCAGAGCGCGAGGAGAAGGCGCGUCGACGCCGCGAGAUGGCCGAGCAGAUCCAGAUGGCGGAAGGCAACUCGGAGGAGUCAUCGGACGAGAGCGACGCCGAGCGUCGGGCGGCGUUCGAGGCGGCGCAGACGCGCAGUGGCAUGGACGGCUUGAGCAAGCCGGAGAAGAGGGACCCAGCAGAAGCGCUGCUGCAGGUUCCCGCCAAAAUCACUCCGUUGCCGGAGCUCGAUGGCUGUCUGGAGAAGCUCAGUCUGUCGUUACGGGGGAUGGAGGGUGCGUUGCGAGAAAAGCAGAGUGCACUGGACAGGCUCAAGGCGGAGAGGGAGGCGAUUCUAGCUAGAGAAGGAGAAGUCCAAGCUCUGCUAGAUGAGGCGGGUAAAAGGUACACCUCCAUCUUGGGCGGCUCGGGUCCGACGCUUGAAGCAGGACAAUCGCCCGCUAGGCAGAUUCAGAACGCCGGCAUGAGCGAGCUUGCGGUCGAGAGGGGCCUCGAGAGCUUUGGCACAACGCCAGUUCGACGGCCUGAUGGAGGUGACGAGUGA
Verticillium alfalfae VaMs.102 is the source of this 1425-nucleotide messenger RNA. RefSeq lists its product as hypothetical. Gene Ontology annotation, cellular component: nucleus; U2-type post-mRNA release spliceosomal complex. Gene Ontology annotation, biological process: spliceosomal complex disassembly; mRNA splicing, via spliceosome. The record is from RefSeq and is a predicted model, not a curated record. Lineage: Eukaryota; Fungi; Ascomycota; Sordariomycetes; Glomerellales; Plectosphaerellaceae. The transcript is spliced from 2 exons. Bases 1 to 1425 code for a protein of 474 amino acids. Gene Ontology annotation, molecular function: DNA binding.